Molecule: messenger RNA, 1130 nt
Organism: Acanthaster planci (crown-of-thorns starfish)
Lineage: Eukaryota; Metazoa; Echinodermata; Asteroidea; Valvatida; Acanthasteridae
Product: insulin-like peptide 02
Source: RefSeq, a predicted model, not a curated record
UCUAAUUAAAGUGACGCAGUUGGACAAAAUUUCAUUCAAGUGUCUGAGUUUUUCAAACUGGCAAGCUAGAGGGAUUUCUCCUGGUAGAAUAAUUUCGACUACAGUAACUUCGGAUUGGGCCCAAAAUGCUUAUAAGGACAUGAUCUUGGCACAUUUUGGCAUAUUCAGGCUUGGUGUGUACUCUUUCUUCUAGUCCAACCUUUGCUGUUAAUACCGUCAGUGCAACAUUUUGCAGUCACCACCAUCAUCAUGAAUCGAUUCAUCGUUCUGCUGCUACUUUGCGCCAUUGCAGUUCAACAAAUCAAUGGGCACCCAGACGCGGCUGUCAAAGAGGGAGGGAGAGUGUUCCGCGGUCAUCCGCACUACUGUGGCGCAACUCUCCAAGAAAAAUACCGCGAGAUUUGCCAGGCGUUCCGUGGAGUCUCCAACCAAGAGUUUCUGGAUUCAAAGGACGCCAACACAUUCUUGUUCGGACGUGGCAUCGGAAAGCGUAACCUUAACGAGGAAUGCUGCUCUGAGGGAUGCUCCGAUGAGGAAAUUUAUGAAAUCUGCUAAGGGAGACAUCCAGGCGGACCCAGCUAUCUCCUUGCAUCGGCACAUUCAGCUUUACAACAAAUAACGUUUUCCCUCUCAAAUUGGUGGUGGCUUAUAUAACUGAAAUCAAAUAUAAAAUGCUGUUUGAUGAGUGGCGUGUCCAGCAGGGGGGGGCAACUUGCUCCCCGACGGAUUUUGUUUUUACAAAUAAUACUUCAUAAUAGUUAAGUAGGAAAGAAAGUGAUAUUUCAUAAAAUAUUAGCACCAAAACCAUUCUACCUCCAUUUUUUGGGAGUCCAUUCUGCUGCCAAAGCGCCGUCUCAAAGCAAAUUAUGUGACUUAAAUAGCAAUAAAGAAUGUGAUAAACCCCAAAACCAUUUACCGUGCCACAUCCCUGCUUAUGCAUUACAUGUAUUUGCAAUUCCUCUCUUGGGAUAUAUGCCCUAGUUCAAAUUAUCAAGGCCAACUGUGAUGGGCCUAUCUUAAGAUUAUCUCACCCUUUCGGCUAUUGGCCCUUUUCUUUCUGUUUUAUCUUUAUCAACACAACUAUGAUUUGAAUCUGCACGAAAGAUUAAUAAAAAUUUAAUUGCAAACAA